Molecule: messenger RNA, 3085 nt
Organism: Cinara cedri
Lineage: Eukaryota; Metazoa; Arthropoda; Insecta; Hemiptera; Aphididae
Source: the annotation of a GenBank genome assembly
CGUAAUAACAAGAAUAAAAACCUUUAAAUAUCAACAAUUUACUAUCGUACCUAUGGCUGGUAUCAAUUAAAGAUGAUAAAUAAUCUUAAUUGGUGGUCAUAUUUUUUAUCUAAAACCAUAUGUCCAUGACCGAGGUGAACAUAUAAUCAUGAAGACAAGACUUUCUUAUAUUACAUUUAAUGAUGGUGAUUGUUGUUAUCAUUCUCGAUAAUCGAUAAAGUGAAAUUGUAAAUUGCCGUCGGGCCUCUGGCGACUACACUCAGUAAAUCUAUCAUCGUGCAUUUUUGAGAAUUCAUCAUUUUCUAAAAAAGUAAGGCAUUAUUCAUAUCAUAUUGUAUACCUACAAUUUAAUAUUAUUCGAAAAUCAUUCAAAAUGUCCCUUGGUCAAGUUCUACGUGGUACUUUUCAGUAAGUCAUUCAAUAUUUAUAUUCAUUCCAUUAAAUUUUUUAUAUUAUUAUGAUUAUUCAAAUUAUAGAAAAUUUAUUGGAACUACCUCUCAAGGGUUUACACAAACUAAUUUUUUGGUACCAUCUACAAUGAACUCAUGGUCUAUUGACAUCAUUCGCACAAAAACUCGUAACCAUUUUCCACGACCAAACGAAGCCAAGCGUAUUAAAAGGCAUGGUUUUUGGACAAGAAUGGCAACAGUAGAGGGACGUAAAAUACUACAACGCAGAAUACUCAAAGGACGAUAUGUCCUGAGUCAUUAAAUUCAAUUUUAUCUUUAAUGUUAAAAUAAUUUAUAAUUAGUUUUUAAAUAUUAUAUACCACAGUGUUUAAAAGAUAAAUAAAGUAAAAAAAAAUAACAUUCGAUUGCUCAUUGAGUUAUUUAUUUUAUAUUUUAUAUUAUAUAAUAUGCCUAUAUUAUUUUUAAUUUUUAUAUUAGUGUUAUUCAAAUCUUAUGGAUGUCGGCCGUUGAUCUUAUUCCGAUAUUUUAGUGAUGCAAUUGAUGUUGGCAAAGUGAAAAAAAAAAAACAACGAAAUAUCAAUAACUAUUGUGUUCCUAUACUUUCAGAAGAUAAGAAACAAGUAAUUUAUAAUUAAAAUGUAUUUCUACUACCUAUUACAUCUAAUUAAAGUAUUUCUAUAGUCUAUUAAAAGAAUUGUUUCUUUACAAAUAAGUGGUCAAUAUAUAAUUAGUACUACUAUGCUUCGAGAUGGUAAUAUACUUAGUGAUUGGCAGUUUCUUAGUUUGCCAGACAAUAUGAAUAAAUUUAAUUUAAAUGAUGUUUAUAAUUGUGUAAGUAAUACAUUUGUUUAUUUUUUAUUCAUAUCUUAACAAAGGUUUUUCUUUAGGUUGCUAAACUUGUAAAGAAAUUACCAGAAAGUGAUGUUUAUCUUAUCGAAAACUUUAUAAAAAUGCCAAACAAUGUCAAUGUUGCUGGGGCAAAUUUAUUUUAUGUUAGACUACAAACACUUUCUAUGCUCAUUGCACUUAUUAAUAGUGGUAAUAAAGAAAAUUCUUCAAAUGAAACUGGUCAAUAUUUACUGAUAUUUAUUUAUUUAAUAUUUGGAUUAUUUUUUAUUGUAUUUAGUUAUUUUUUCUAGAACAUUCAAACAAAGUGAUACUAAUGAAAGCACGUUUGCAAGCUAGAUUAUUUAGGAUUAUUGUGGGUUCAGAAGUCAUUUCGUCACAAGAUAUAACUGAAUUAAUGUUUAAAGGCACUUUUCCUGAUUAUGUAACGCCUGUUAUUCCAGCAAUUGAUGCUACUUUGACUUAUAGAUCCACUAAAGAACCAUUAAUUAAAGAAUUUAUGUCUAAUGGCCUCAUGUUAGCAAUGACAUUUAUUGAUCUGGUUUUAAAUUCAAAUUCGAACACUAUUCAAGCUCUUAAUGUAAGUUCCAGAAGAAAAUUAAAAACUACAGAUGUAUGAACUUAAACAUGUUAGUAAUUAUUUUAUUAUACAAUAGAUAGAAAUUUAAUUGAAUUAAGAUUUUUUCUAACAAAUUAUUAGUUGAUGUAAAAUUAGAUUUAAAUUCUUAUAGUACUAAUUACAAGAUAAAUAAAGUGUAUUUAUAUAUAUAUAUAUAUAUAUAUAUAUAUAUAAAGUAGAAUAUUACAAAACAUAUGCUAUAGAUAUAAAACUAAAUAAAUAAAUAAGAUGAUAGAAUACAAUUAAUAAAUUUAUGUUGUUAGAGUAGAAAAUAUAAUAUUUAGUACUUCAUAUGAAUGAACAAUCUCAUUGAAAAUAUGAGAAUAUUUUUAAUAAUUGAUUAAAUUGUUGAUUCAGUAGGAUUUUUAAAAAUAGUUUUAUCUGAAAUUUUUUGUAGCAGUGUAAUGUUCAUGUUUUUUUUUAACAUGUCGAUUUAAAUCGUUUUUCUGUUGAUAUUUUUUAUGACACAUCAAACAAUUAUAAGGUUUUUCACCGGUAUGUACUCUCAUAUGGAUACGAACUUUUUCUGGUCGACUAAAUUUACGUAGACAGAUUUCACAACUGUAUUUUUUUGGAGAAUGUACAACUUCAUGCUGGCGUAACGUUGACAAGCAUUUAAAUGAUGAAUCACAAAUUAUGCACUUAUAUGGUCUUUCUCCAGUAUGCUGACGCUGGUGAACACUUAACUGAGAUUUGUUUGGCAAUUGUUUACCACAUGUCUCACAUAUCAAGCAUGUAAAAUGGCUUCUUUCGUGAAUUCGUCUCGAUGUCUCAAGUAUAAAAGUUUUAUUACAAUACCGACAGCCAAUAUAAGUGCAGUUAUCAGGCAGAUUGAAUGCAAGGGCCCAUUCUCUGGUGCGUGGUACGUCGUGUGUUUUAAUGUGACGUAUAAGAUCAGUUAAACUGUUGAAACAUGUCAAACAUAAAUCGCAUGGAUAGUAAGGAAGUUCUGCAGCAAAAUGUAAUUUUACGUGGUUUUCAAAUUCUAUUACAUUUGAACACCGACGAAAACAAUGAUGGCAAUCCAAUUCUUUAAGAUUAUGAUUCAACAAUAUAUGGCUUCUUAAUUCUGUACCUUUAUUGUAAAGAAUAUAUAACUGUGUAUAGUAAAUAUAAAAUUUAAUUAGAAUGCAUUACACUCUUACCACUCUUAAAAGUUUCUGUACAACGUAAACACUGUGUUUUAUUUGUUUUAUUUUUCAAAUCAAGC